Molecule: messenger RNA, 3012 nt
Organism: Cyprinus carpio (common carp)
Lineage: Eukaryota; Metazoa; Chordata; Actinopteri; Cypriniformes; Cyprinidae
Product: runt-related transcription factor 2-like
Exons: 8
Coding region: 728-2137 (469 amino acids)
Biological process (GO): regulation of cell differentiation; hemopoiesis; regulation of transcription by RNA polymerase II
Cellular component (GO): nucleus
Molecular function (GO): DNA-binding transcription factor activity, RNA polymerase II-specific; ATP binding; RNA polymerase II cis-regulatory region sequence-specific DNA binding
Source: RefSeq, a predicted model, not a curated record
UAAUGUAUCACCUCUUACAGGAAUCCCUCAUUUGGAGAACAGAGAGGCCGACUCAUUCGCACACGCACACACAUACCGUGAUGGAUGCACAGUGCCAGGCAUAUGCGGAAGCUUUAUGAGUAAGAAACUGAAAGAAGAGACGCACACCUCCGCGGUGUAAGCACCUCUCCUCACAUCACCUCAGGGUCAGCGGAGACAGGCUGCAGCACGCCGACCGACCGAGAAGGAUGGAGAGGUAGAAAGAGAGCAGGAGGGAGAGAAGCACAAGCGUGCAUAUGUGGAGAGGCAGACGCUCUGCAUUCACGCCCCCCUCUGAAGCCUCAUGACUCACGAGGGGUGAGCAGCAGCAUCACACCCACCCCUUCCCUCUCCAGUGCCAGGAAGAGCCGGCGAACCACGCGUCUCCAGAAGAAGGAAAACAGAGGAAGGAAAAAAGUUGGCCCACACGACUCCAGUGAUGUCACGAGCAUGUGACCCUGCUUCUCCAGUGACAGUGUUCUGAGGGAAAGAAAAAAGAUUUUUUAAAGGCUUGUGCCUCUUUGGGUUUGUGUGAAGGCUCCGCUCACCUCCUGAGCAACCACAGAACCGCAGAAAAGUUCGGCUCAGGAUUUUUGCACGGCGGCACGUAAAUGGUUAAGUGUCGCCGGUCAACUUCAGGAUUGAGGACCGCACCAACCAAGGCGUCAAGGGUCACCGAAAACCGCAGAGAAACGAAAUUUGGCCGACCAUGGCAUCCAACAGCCUCUUUAGUUCUGUGACCCCAUGUCAGCAGAACUUCUUCUGGGAUCCCAGCGCCGGCCGGAGGUUCAGUCCGCCGGUGUCGGUGAAGAUGACUGAUGUGAACCCGAGCGCAGGACAGCAGCAGCAGCAGGACAGCGCAGUGGUGCCAAGACUCCGCGCGCAAGAGAACCGCUCCAUGGCCGAGAUCAUCGCCGACCACCCCGCCGAACUGGUCCGGACCGACAGUCCGAACUUUCUCUGCUCGGUUUUGCCUUCUCAUUGGCGGUGUAAUAAAACGCUGCCGGUUGCGUUUAAGGUGGUGGCCCUGGGAGAGGUUUCUGAUGGGACAGUGGUCACAGUAAUGGCUGGGAAUGAUGAGAAUUAUUCAGCUGAGCUCAGAAAUGCCUCAGGUGUUAUGAAGAACCAGGUGGCCCGCUUCAAUGACCUGCGCUUUGUGGGCCGAAGCGGAAGAGGGAAGAGCUUCACCCUGACGAUUACAGUAUUCACAAACCCACCGCAAGUGGCCACUUACCACAGAGCCAUUAAGGUCACGGUGGACGGACCGCGGGAGCCCCAGGAUAUGUUGAUUGCAGGGCACAGGCCGAAGUUGGAUGACUCGCCGAAGGCUGGACUGUUCUCUGACCGUCUGAGUGAACUGGAGCGUAUCCGGCAGACCACCAUGCGGGUUACUGUGCCAACGCAAACGCCACGGCCUUCGCUUAGCAGCCCCAACUCCUUCACACCUCAGGGGCAGACUCAGAUUACAGAUCCACGCCAGGCUCAGUCUUCCCCACCCUGGUCAUAUGACCAGACGUACCCGUCGUACCUGAGUCCCAUGGCCUCCCCAUCUGUGCACUCCACCACCCCGCUCUCGUCCAGCCGGGCCACGGGGCUGCCCUCCAUCAGCGAUGUGCCCAGACGCCUCCCAGGUUCGACAGAUUUGAGUCCUUUUCCUGGCCAGUUUGAGCGUCAGUUCCCUGCUUUCUCCUCACUCACCGAGAGCCGAUUUUCCAGUCCCAGAAUGCACUACCCAGCCACCUUCACGUACACGCCCACCCCCGUCACCACCGGCAUGUCACUUGGCAGCGCUCACUACCACACCUACCUUCCCCCGCCGUACCCCGGCUCCACCCAGAGCCAAAGCGGACCCUUCCAGAGCAGCAGCACACCUUAUCUCUACUACGGCGCCUCCUCGGGCUCCUACCAGUUCUCUAUGGUUCCAGGAGGAGACCGAUCGCCCACCCGGAUGAUGCCGCCUUGUACUAGCGCAUCCACGGGAACCAGCCUGGUCAACCCCAACCUCCCGGUCCAGGCCGAUGGAGGUGGGGGGGUGGAGGGAGAUGGAAGUCAUAGCAACUCCCCCACUCUUCUCAAUCCUGCUGGUAGAAUGGACGAAGGUGUGUGGCGGCCAUAUUGAACAGACAAUUACAUAAACGUGGAACCUUCAAACAAACAGCAUGGUUUUAAAGCACAAACCUUACUAGGAUGUUCAUCCUGUCUCGCUGAGCUACUUUCCCUCGCUAACAUGAGUAUUUAUGAGCCUGUUGAAAGGGAAGUAUUUUUUACAUUGGACUUUGUUGUUGUAAUACAUUAUUCUGGACCUUUUGACCUCUGGGAUUCAUUGUCAUAGGUGGGAUUAUUUGAAAUUGAAGGAAUAGAGAUGGAUCGAGUAUUUCAUUAGCAUUAUGUUAUUAUUUACUUGUCUUGGCAUGUUUUUAAUAUAUCAUUUAAAGCACUGAAAAAACAUCUGCAUGACAGUUUGUGAUCAAAUAUCUCUUUUUGUGCUUUUUUAACUUAAGCAUUUAAGUUAUACGUAUUUGAUAAAAGUAACUUAUAAAGCCAUAGAUUAAUUAAUGUAUUUGGAACUUGAGUCAUAGAGGGAAUAUUUUUGUAAAGCAUCUAUGUUCAAGUUAAUGCAACUAAUUUAGGGUAAUUUAAAUUUCUGUGCCUUAAUUGAUCACACAGAGUUGUAUGUUUAAGUCGAAUGCAUUUAAAACGAAAUAGGGUCUCUGUGUCUAAGUACACUACAUUUGUAAGCAGUUAAUAUUGCUUGAUGCUAAGUGCUUUUUCACUGUUUUAAAGCUUUAAACCAAAGAAACGGCCACGGAUGCCCAAAAGUGUUUGCCAAUGUACUAGAUCAAGCUUUCUUUGAGGAGCGUGCAUGUGCUGGGAUAAUUUAUUUAGCUUUUAUGUUGCUUAAUUAAAUGUGGCUGGGAAAGGUUUCCAGUGGGGGACAUUGAAGUUUCUGGAUGUAUCGUACACGGAUAUUCUUUUCCUGAUAACUGGAGCAAU